This is a messenger RNA of Dunckerocampus dactyliophorus (ringed pipefish), 2629 nucleotides long. RefSeq names its product La ribonucleoprotein 6, translational regulator a (gene larp6a). Gene Ontology annotation, molecular function: mRNA binding. Lineage: Eukaryota; Metazoa; Chordata; Actinopteri; Syngnathiformes; Syngnathidae. The record is from RefSeq and is a predicted model, not a curated record. Gene Ontology annotation, cellular component: nucleus. The coding region runs from base 50 to 2086 and encodes 678 amino acids. Gene Ontology annotation, biological process: RNA processing. The transcript has 3 exons.
CCCCCCAAAAAUUGUGCAUGAUUGAGUAAAAAAAAAAAAAAAAAAAAGUAUGCAUGCUUUGGUAAACGCCUUCCUGCGCUGCCUCUCCUUCCUGUUGCCCCCCUCCUGGCUUUGUGUCAGCCUCUACUUGUGGGCCGCCAGUGAGUGCGAAGAGACGCCGCCUCGGCCCAAUCCCACAAAGCUUCUUACAUAUGAGGAAGUAGCAGCAGUAGCCGCCGCGGUACAAGGUGGUGGCUCCUCUGCUGCUCCAGGCUGCGUCUCGCCGGCUGCUACGAGCCCCGCCGCUCCGCACAGCCCUCCGUCGGAGGCUCGGAUCUGGAUCGGGGUCGUCUGGCGAGCCGUGGAGCGCGUCUUGGGAGCCCCGUGGGUCCUCCUCAGCCAUAGCAGCAGCGAGAGUGGCCGUCGAGUACCGACGCCGCGUCCCCACCGCGUCCUCGACUCGAUCUCGGCUUCCGCUGCUACUACUACCGCCGCCCAAAGAGUGAACGGAGCCAGCGCAGGCGCCUCGACCCACACGGGGAACAUGAGCCGAACCCCCGGCCCGAGUCCCAGCCGCCAAGCGGCGUGCUCCCCGGAUUCGUCCUCUGAGAGGGGCGUGGAUGAAGUCAUCACCGUGGACCAGCACUCGCAGGAGAUGGGCACGGUUACCAUCACGGUGGCCAUCCAGGCCGCCGAGGACGAGGAACCGGAGGAAUUCUCGCCCGGGAAUGUCGACUUCAUUGGCGGCAGCUGCAGCGAGGACGAACUGGGCAGGCACGACAAGUCCAGUGGUGCCGGCACGAGUGGAGGUGAGCUCGAGGAGGAGAGCUGGCAGCCCCCCGACGUGGAGCUCAUCCAAAAGCUGGUGGCCCAGAUCGAGUACUACCUGUCAGACGAAAACCUCGAGCACGACGCCUUCCUCCUCAAGCACGUCAGGCGCAACAAGCUGGGCUUUGUGAGCGUCAAGUUGCUGACCUCAUUCAAAAAGGUUAAACACCUGACCCGCGACUGGAGAACGACCGCCUUCGCCCUGAGACACUCCAAAGCGCUGGAGCUCAACGACGAGGGCCGGAAGGUGCGGCGCAAGUCGGCUGUGCCGGUCUUUGCCAGCGAGUCGUUGCCCAGUCGCAUGCUACUGCUGAGCGAACUGCAGCGCUGGCCUGAGCUGGCCGAGAUCACGGGUGGCGCCAAGGAGAACGGAGGCAGCGAGGGCGGGUCCACUCAGCAGGAGCAGCUGAUGAAGCUGCUGCUCAAAGCCUUCGGGACGUACGGCGCCAUUGCUUCCGUCCGAGUCCUGAAGCCCGGGAAGGACCUGCCAGCCGACCUGAAGAGGCUGAGCAGCCGCUACUAUCAGCUAAGCACAGAGGAGUGCGCCAUUGUGGAGUUUGAGGAGGUGGAAGCGGCAGUUAAAGCCAAUGAAGCCGUGGGAAGCGAGGAUGGAGGGAGUAGCUCGCUGGGCUUGAAGGUCGUCCUGAUCGGAACCAAACCACCGAAAAAGAAAAUGCAGAAGGAGCGACCCCGCGAGGAGGGGACGGCAACAACGGGGAUGCGCAAAAGCCGCUCGCUCAACAGCAGAGUGCGAGAGCUCCAGUACCACGGCGAGGACUCGGCCUGCAGCUCCUCCGAGACGGAGAGCACCCCAACGUCGCCCCGGCUGGCCCGAAAGUCCCAAUCCUGCAACAAGCUCAGCCCCACUGCCGCCGGAGUCGCCUUCCAGAACAAUCACCUGAGUCCCGGCAUGUCACCCCGCAACAGCCCGUGGUCCAGCCCCCGUGCCAGCCCUUGUCCUCAACGCAAGUCCCCUCACUCCCACAAGUCUCCCUUGGCCAGCGAGGGCCGGCUGAGCCCCGAGGCGGGACGCCGCUGGGCCGACUACUCCUCAGACAGUAGCCUGACUCCAUCCGGGAGCCCGUGGGUGCAGCGGCGUAAGCAGGUGGCCUCGCAGGAGAGCAGCCCGGUGGGAAGCCCCAUGCUGGGGAGGAAGAUCCAGAACGCCGACGGGCUACCGCCGGGCGUCGUGAGGCUUCCGCGCGGCCCUGACGGAACCCGCGGCUUUCACUGUGUGGUGCCGGGGGAGAGGGGGAAGAGUGCCGCCACUCAGACUUGACACGCGAAGGUCGCCAAAAAGCAUCCCGCCCACACCCCCCUACCUUGGGAAUCCAACCUGAGCUGUCCUUUGGGCCCCCACCCCUCAUUUGAGACUGUGGAGAUCUAUUUUCGUUGAGUGAAUCUGUUUUCAGUCUGUUCUAUUUUUCUACAAACACUUUGAGUUGACUUGGUUACAUUAGUACUUCACUAAUGGAAAUAUGAGUGAAUUUCAAAGUAACUGUUGCUUUAAGAGGACCUCCGACGCGCCACAGGGAAUGCUUGCUUCCAUCUAAAAACGUCACGUUGCGGCUGUUGAAGGAGUUCCGUGUGUUUUCUUUCUUUCGUGGGGGGCCUAGCCUUUUGUUUGUUUUUAGAUGGAGUGUUCUGUCUCGUGUGUAAAAGCUUCACUCUCGGGAUGGUGUACUGACGUGGAAGCGACGUAGGCGCAUGGAGCCCAUGGAAAUCACCAUUUGCCUUUUUUGUGUGUCUGUACUGCAACUUCCAUUUCUACAUGCUAUUUAAACCAAGGCCAUAAACGCUCCGCUGUUGUGGAGGCUGGACA